CCCUACUCUAAGAAACUUCUUUGGUUGGCCUAACCUAGUUAGAACUAGUACGGUAAAGUUCCAAUAGUUAUGAGCCUGGGAUCUCUGUGAAAUACUUGAAGCUAUUCACAGAAUCAAUCCUCAUCGCGGAAACCGAUACUAGACGCAUCGAACCCAUCUCAGCGAGACAGAUCUGAUUUUGAAGCGGUUUUGGACUGGUCCAUAAGAGGCUAUCAAAUAGAAGCAAUGGACGCCAAAAAGAACACCGUUAUCUUGAAGACAUCAGACGACUGGAGAAAGUGGAUCGAGCAGUUGAGAACAGAGGCGACAAAGGAGAAUGUAUGGGAUUACAUUGAUCCUGAUCCGAAUCGAAUGAUGCUUGAGCCCGCACCAGCUAAGCCCAAAGAACCAGUUGCGCCAGAAAUCGACCUCAGCAAACCAAGUGAAGCGCAGCUAUUAUUGCAAAAAUACCAGAUUGAAGCCAAUAUAUAUGAUCGACAACUCAAUCGGUACGAAAAACACCAAAAACGCAUGAAACAGAUACGGUCGUAUAUUCUCGACACCGUGUAUAUCGAACAUAAGCCUUUGAUUCGAGACCUCAGCGAAGUUUCCGAGAUAUUGAAAAAGCUCAAGGAGAAAUUAGCUCCAAAAGAAAAUCGGGAAAAGAUUUCACUAUUAAAGCGACAUCGAGAACUUACAAUUCCGAAAAAAGGAAUGAAGCCGAAGGAAUUAGCCAAAAAAUGGAGAGAAUUGAGAAUGGAUAUGAAUCUAGCCAAGUUCGACGGCAUAUCAUCUGAACAGUUAGCAAGAGACUUUAUUGACUCGACUGAGGGAGUUCUACCCAAAUUCCAUGACACAUGGACAACCACCUUGCUUCAAUUCGACCUAGGCUCUGGCAUGAAUACAUUGGAAAAGGAACCGACAAUUGAUCAAGUUUUGGACGAAUUCGACUCAUGGACUGAGGCAUUUGCAAAGAAGGAUUCAAGUUUGAAAAAUGAUAUUGUCAUGGCAACACUUGGUAACAAAUCGGAUCAACCUGAAAAGAAGAAUGAUCGGUCAGCAACGACAAGCCCAAGACAGAUAAUAUGCGAAGAUGGGGAGCCACACGGAUUCGAGGACUGUCCAUAUAUCAACCCAGAAAAACGUACCGCCACAUGGAAGCCAGAUCCCGAUAUUAUGAAGAAAUUCGAAGCUCUUGAGAAGGAUAGGAGCCAUCCAAAGGCAAGGAAACUGAGAUGGAUCAAGAAACAACUCGAACAAAAGAAUAAGGGCAAAAAAGAAAACGACUCAUUAGCCAACGCUAAGAAAAAGGAUGAGAAACAAGAACAAUCGAACUUCUCAUAUGAUUCUGACGAAUACUGCGGCACGGUUCUGGAAAUGGCACUGACAGCCUCAACAACAAGCGCAAAUAUGAAGGACGAGUGGAUUCUUGAUAGCGGGUCAACAAUUCACAUAACAAACAAUCGGGACAGGAUAAGAGAUCUAGGAUCAGAAGUACGCUGGAUACUUGUUGGUAACACCAAGAUCAAGAUGAUUGGACCAGGGGAAGCAACCUUAUUUCCAACUGAGCCUAUAAACGAUGUCGUUAGACAGAAAGGAAUCAGGCUCAAGGAGGUCUGGUUUGUUGAAGGAAUGCACACCAACGUUGUAUCUCUAGGGCGUCUUCAGAUGAACGGCAUAAUGUUUGAUGGAAAGAAUGAGUGCCUCUGGAGCAAGAGAACGAACAAGGAUUUAUGCAAUGUCAAAUGUGAAGGAAAACUUUUCUUGCUUGAAUGGCCGAAAAACCCAAUACAAAAGAACAACCUAGCUUUUGAGCUAGCCAUGAGUUCAUUUGAGAAACAAACGUUGAAGGACACCGCACUGGUAUGGCACAAGCGAUUUGGGCAUGUGUCAACCAAGGCUAUUGAGAAACUUGAGCAGGUCACAGAAGGGGCAGUCGUCACUUCCAAGAAAGUUCUCGAACAAAAUCAAGAAGGAUUCAAGGAAAAAUGCGAGACUUGCGAGAUAAGCCAAGCUCAUAGGAAAAUCAGCAGGGUCCCGAUGACAACGCCGACAAGACCAUUCCAAGUGCUAUUUGUGGAUAUUAUUGUCAUGAAUAUGGCAAUAAACCAGGACACGUAUGCAUUGCACGGAUUCGAUCCAUACAGUAAAUUUCACUGUAUUGUGACCACAAGAACAAAGUCAGUGAAUUUUGAUCUUGAAAGAAUGAUUGAAGAAGUUGAACAUACAUUUAAGACGGCAAUUGAAGAAAUCCAUACAGAUGGAGAGUCUUCAAUAAAUGGACAAAGCUUCAAACAAUACUGUCAGGCAAGAAAGAAACGACUGACAGUAACGAUUCCGAAUACACCAGAACAGAAUGGACCUGCUGAGAAAGCUGGAGCAAUCAUCAGCUUGAGGGCACGGAGCUUGAUUCAGGAGGCCAACUUACGUGAAGGAUUGUGGCCAGAAGCCAUGAAGGCAGCAGUUUGGAUUAUGAACCGAACUCCAGUCAAAUCAUUAGGAUAUAAGACACCAUAUGAAAUAGUGCACGGAGUCAAACCGUAUGUUGGGAAUUUGUUCCUAUUCGGAUCAAAAGCAUACGUUCGAAUCGACACCAAGAAAAGUGAGAAAAUGGCUCCGCGUGCUCAGAUUGGAUAUCUAGUGGGAUAUGAAGCGCAUAAUAUAUGGCGCAUUUGGACAAUAGGACCAAAUGGAACGAAGGUCAUACGUGCACGAGACGUGGUUUUCGACGAGACGAAAAAAUAUGACCCUGAUCAUCCAUUUGCAAAGGAAAUUAUCAGAGAAGGCGUGAUAAGAUAUGUUGACAACAUCGAUAUACCGAACAUUGACGAAGCAGAUCCAGACAUUGUGUUUGACUCAGUUGACGAUGACUUGAGGCUACAACAAAGCUCCAUCUACCUAGGACCACCAAUGGCAGGAGGUAGCGCGUCACCCCAUGAACAUACGGAAAGUGAGCAACCAGCUCAGUCCUUGGAUAAGCCACAAGAUAUGGAAAUUGACAGUCCACCGACCGAGUCAGUUGGACCAACUCAGCCUCCGCAGGCCAUGGAAAUUGAUGAUUCAAAUGAGCCAGGAAGCAUGGAAAUCGAUAAAAAUGGGAGAAAUGAAGUUCAAGAUGAGAAAUCCAUGACGGAAAUUGGCUCAGCUGGGGGGGUGAAGGAUAAAAAUAAGGAUAAAGUUGAAAUCGAGAAAGAAGUUGAUGAGGAUAUUCCCAGAUCAGAUGACGGAAAAACAAAUAGUCCGAUUGAUCAGCUUCGCCAAUUACCAAAUCCCGUGACUUCAGAGAAGGAUUCUACCAAUCAGAACGCCUCAAAUCAGACAGACAAUGACGACAUUGGAACAAACAAACUGAUUACACCGCCAAACACACCGCCAAGUAACGAGCCAAUCAGAGGCCAGGGGAAUCAGCAACUCCAGGUUGCACCUAGAAACCAAGAAAUCAGUGCAGAUUUCUCAGAGACCAACAUUAUAUCUGGAUCAAGGAUUCGAAAAGCCUCAAAACGAGCACUUAGUCCAGAGAGUCUGCCUUUAUCGAAUAAACGAAGGAGAAAGCAAGAAAGAGCAUUUUUUGCACGACAAAAGUUACUACAAGAUUCAAGCCUAGCAAAAGCCUUUUUUGCCGCUACAGAAAAGCUUGAGAUUGAACCUACAGCCAGAUACCUUCCUCCAGAACCCAAGAACUGGACAGGCGUACUACGGCACAAAUACAGAAAUCAGUUCAUACAAGCUGCAAAGGAGGAAUUUGAAACGUUGAAAAGAAAAGGCACAUUCGAGUUUGUACCAAGACCUCAGAACACUCAGAUUCUACCGCUGACAUGGAUUUUCAAAUACAAAUUCGAUAAGUUUGGAAAGAUCUCCAAGUUCAAAGCUCGAAUCUGUGUGAGAGGUGAUUUGCAAACUCCAAAUGAACUGGAAACACGCGCAGCAACGCUUGCAGCCCGAGUUUUUAGGCUUAUGAUGGCACUUGCUGCAGUUUUUGACCUCGAGAUAGUGCAAUACGAUGCCGUCAAUGCAUUUGUCAAUAGUGCGUUAGAUGAGGAAGUUUAUACUUAUUUUCCAGAUGGAUUCAAGAAAGAAGGAUUGGUUAUAAAGCUUAGGCGAGCUUUAUAUGGACUACGGAGAAGUCCCAGAUUGUGGCAAAAAGAACUGACAAAGACGCUACUAAACUUGGGAUUUACACAAGUUCCUGACGAAGAAUGUCUAUUCAUCAAGAAUGGUGUUAUUCUGCUGUUCUUUGUUGAUGAUAUUCUCGUGUUCUACGACAAGGCUACGAAACAACGUGCUUUUGAAGAAAUUGAGAAAGGCCUCACGAACAGAUAUGAACUUCGGAAGAUGGACAAAUUUGAAUGGUUUCUAAACAUCAGGAUCAUUCGAGAUCGUGUCCAAAGGAAGAUAUGGCUCUGUCAAGAUGCUUACAUUAGCAAGAUAGCUGAGCGUUUUGAGCUCAACACCAAGAUGAGUGUCAAAACCCCUAUCUCGUCAGAUAUUGAGAUUUCGAGUGAUACAGCAACCAAUCAGGAAAUCCACGCAUAUCAAGAACUUGUUGGAUCAGCACUAUAUGCAGCCGUUAUGACACGUAUUGACGUUAUCAAGGCAAUCAGUGAACUUUCAAAGCAUACAAAGAACCCGUCGAAAGCUCAUUUUCAACAAAUCCGACGUGUCAUACAAUAUCUUUACAGUACCCGAUUUCUAGCUAUCGAAUACGCACCACCAGAGGAGUCGAAUAUGGAUGCUUUUGUAUGUGCUUCAGACGCUUCCUUCGGAGACAAUGUCGAUCGUACUAGCUCUGAGGGAUACUUAGUACAACUUUAUGGAGGACCUAUUGACUGGAAAGCUACAAAGCAACGAUUUAUUACAACAUCAACUACCGAGGCCGAACUUCGAGCAGCCACCGAGGCAGCUAAAAGACUUCAGGUUUGGAAAAGAGUUUUUAAAGCAAUUGACUACAAACCUGAUCGCGAGCUUUCUAUUAAGUGUGACAACAAGCAAACAGUGUCACUACUAAUUAGUGAGGAACCUCAGUUCCGAACUAAUCUCAAACAUAUUGAUAUCUAUCAUCAUUGGCUUAGACAAGAAGUUCGGGCAAAGCGACUACAGAUUGACUGGGUCGAUACAAAAAGCAUGGUAGCCGAUGGGCUUACCAAGGUCCUACGAGGUCAACGAUUCCUAGAUUGGCGUCAACACCAAGGAUUGGUCGAUAUAAGCCAUCUAAUGCAGGAAUAAAAGCUUCAAAGCUUCUAUUCCUGGGGGGGUGUGUUGGAA
Messenger RNA from Talaromyces stipitatus ATCC 10500, 5241 nucleotides. RefSeq lists its product as uncharacterized. Gene Ontology annotation, biological process: DNA integration. Gene Ontology annotation, molecular function: nucleic acid binding. The transcript has a single exon. NCBI's taxonomy places the organism in Eukaryota, Fungi, Ascomycota, Eurotiomycetes, Eurotiales, Trichocomaceae. The record is from RefSeq and is a predicted model, not a curated record. The coding region runs from base 226 to 5202 and encodes 1658 amino acids.